Molecule: messenger RNA, 567 nt
Organism: Colletotrichum tamarilloi
Lineage: Eukaryota; Fungi; Ascomycota; Sordariomycetes; Glomerellales; Glomerellaceae
Exons: 3
Coding region: 1-567 (188 amino acids)
Source: RefSeq, a predicted model, not a curated record
AUGAUUCACCGUCGUGUACCAGCACCCAUCAUGCUCAUCUCAACUUUGAUAGACUCAAAGUUGGAAUGGGAAGUUUUAGCAGUCACCGUGGCGUCCCAUCAGCCUCCCGUCGAGGAGAAACCAGAGUACCUGCCCUACCCAGCAACCAAACUCAUCAUCGCGCAGUACUGGAACUGCUCGCGCGACCCGCCGUUUUGGGGAUACCUCAUUGUCGGCACCUUUUUUGACCAGCACAACAACAUCGUCUGGAGCACUGAGAUUUUUGCCUCUCAGCGUGACACUCGCGGUGAUCACGACGACAACGGGGAGGGGCAGUUUGUUGAGCGGUCGGAUUCGGACUCAAAUACCAGCCAACACUUGAACGACAGAUUUUCUCGCCGCCUGAUUCUCGCCCCGACCAAUAGCGCAUACCAUCAUCCGGCACACAUCCCGGCGUACGGAUACCAAAGACACCCGCACCAUCUCUGGGACCCGUCACACGCAGGCCCCGUCCCCGGCACUUGGAUCACGGAAUUCAACCCCGUGCUCGGAAACUGGGUAAACACCUGGCAGCCAAACCACACCUGA